AUGCAAUGGCGCGUGCUGCCGUCGCUACAGCCGGAGAAGAUGAAGGAUCUGCGGGUCUUGCUCCUCGGUGCUGGCACCUUGGGCUGCGGGGUGGCUCGUGCGCUCAUGGGCUGGGGCUGCAGGCGGAUGACCUUCGUGGAUGCGGGCAAGGUGUCCUACUCCAAUCCGGUCCGGCAGAGCCUGUUCACGCACAGGGACGCCGCAGAGGGCCGCAAGAAGGCGACUGCCGCUCGCGAGGCGGUUGAGGCCAUCCUGCCUGAUGCAGAAGUCGCUGAUGUUGUGCUGGACAUCCCAAUGCCCGGUCAUCCCCACCAGUCGGCGGAUGUUCUGCGGGCCAACCUCGCAAAGCUGCAGGAGCUCAUAGACACGCAUGAUGUUGUGUGCAUGUUAACUGACUCCCGAGAGUCUCGGUGGGUCCCAUCCUUGCUCGUGGCCGCACAGCAGAAGGAGAAAGAGACUCCGCCCCUGGGGCUCACGGUUGCGCUCGGCUUCGAUUCCUUCUUGGUUUCCAGGCAGACCUACAAGAGCGCAGUGGCUGCCUGCUACUUCUGCAACGAUGUCACCGCUCCUGCCGAUUCCCUGGCGUUCAGGACUUUGGAUCAGCAGUGCACGGUGACUCGCCCCGGCAUCUCGGGUUUGGCGAGCAGCGUUGCUGUCGAGCUUCUGGCAGCCCUAACACAACACGAGGCGGGCUUUGCAGCCCCCUCUUGGACGGGACUGGAGAACCUCUACAGCUCCCCUUUGGGAGGGGUUCCGCACCAGGUUCGCGGCUACGCAGCCGAGUAUACUUUGUCUCCCGUGGAAACAGAGCCCUUCUCACGCUGCAUCUGCUGCUCCCCUCAGGUGCUGCAGCGCUUCGCCGACGAGGGGAUGUCCUUCCUCGAGAAGGUCAUCGCGGAUUCCUCGAUCCUGGAGGACCCUCCCUACAUUAGCAGCAUUGGGAGUGAUGGUCCCAAGUGA
This is a messenger RNA of Symbiodinium sp. CCMP2592, 960 nucleotides long. The record is from the annotation of a GenBank genome assembly. Lineage: Eukaryota; Dinophyceae; Suessiales; Symbiodiniaceae.